AUGAACCACACUCAGCCGUACAUGGACGUUCAUUCCCAUCUGUCCUCUGCCCAACCAUACGCUUCGCAGGCUGCCACCGCCGGAACUAUGUCCCACUAUCCAUACCAGCAUCAGCCGCCCGUCUUGCAACCAGCUUCCAGCUAUGGCCCGGCAUCUUAUCAGCAAUACGGCUACCCCAAUGGCGUGACGUCCCCGCCGACUGGCCAUGCGCCGCCAGCGAGCUCCAUGGGUGGACAAAUGCCUGCGCAGUUGUUGCCGCUUCCUCAAGUAAGCCCAGUGAGCAACCACCCAGUUGCUGCUCCGUCUGGAUACGGAAACAGCACUGGAUCGCCAUUGCAAGGGUUUGUGUAUGAUCCCACGGGUCAGAUCGCGCCCCCGGGAGCUAAGCCACGGGUUACCGCAACGUUAUGGGAGGAUGAGGGCAGUCUUUGCUACCAAGUUGAGGCCAAGGGUGUGUGUGUGGCUCGGCGAGAGGAUAACCACAUGAUCAACGGUACUAAGCUGCUUAAUGUGGCUGGAAUGACUCGUGGUCGUCGUGACGGUAUUCUGAAGAGCGAGAAGCUUCGCCAUGUGGUGAAGAUCGGACCGAUGCAUUUGAAGGGUGUUUGGAUCCCAUUCGAACGCGCUCUGGAGUUUGCUAACAAGGAGAAGAUCACCGAUCUUUUGUAUCCGCUCUUCGUGCACAAUAUUGGCGGUCUACUGUACCACCCUGCCAACCAGAACCGGACCAACUCGGUCGUGCAAGAAUCACACCAUCGCCGCCUGGAGGGUCUUCCUUCUGGGCCUCAACGCACCACCCCGACGGCGCCCCAGCACUCGAGUCUGCACCACCAAGCUAUGCAGACCCCCAUGUCCUCGCACAUGUCCCAGCCUCCUUCGAUGGGAGGCGGCCCUCGUCCCGGUCUCGAUCGUGCCAACACGUUUCCCACUCCCCCUGCCAGUGCAUCCAGCCUCAUGGGCGUGACCAACCAGGGUAGUUCGUAUGAGUGGGGUGGCCCGGUGCCGCACACACAACCAUUGUCAAUCGAUACCGCACUGAGCAACCAGCGUUCGAUGCCCACUACGCCUGCCACGACGCCUCCUGGCAACAAUCUGCACAGUAUGCCGCCGUACCAGGGGCAACCCGGAUAUGAAAGCAAGCCUUAUUACUCCGCGGCCCCUCAGUCUCAUUCUCAGUACGCCCCGCAGACCCCCAUGACACAGUCCGGAAUCUCCAACUACGGUCAAUCUCUGCCCACGAUGAACUACUUGAAGAACGAGAUGGCUCCUCCGACAGGUCGGGCUCCCGAGACCGAAACUUCUGAUCUGAAGUCUGACCGGUAUUCCCAGAGCAAUGGGUCUGAUCGCUACCCUCAGGCCAAUGGUCCCGGUGAUGCGGUUCAGGAGGCUGAGCCGGAGUACCUGCAGGACCAGGGGUCCGCCUAUAACAACCGUGGUUCCUACACCUACACCACCAACCCGUCCGUGGGCUCAAUCAACGGCGAGCACUCUCAGUUGACGCCUGAGAUGACCGGGUCUCCCCAGCAGAAUGGUUCGGGCCGCAUGACCCCGCGCACAAGCGUUAGCGGGCCAAGCCCUCACUGGGCCUCGGGAUAUAACACACCUCCUCGUCCUCAAGCUGCCACUACGCUGUACAACGCCGUGAGUGACACUCGCGGCACACCUGCGAACGUUGCCUCCGAUCCCUACUCCAUGGCGUCAACCUCGACUCCCGUCUACGCAACCACCAUGAACGGCAACAUGGGCUCGGGAAACAAGCGCAUGCGCGAGGAUGAUGAUGUUGUACGGACCGACAGUGGCAGCGAGUAUGAAACUAAGCGCCGUAAGACUAUUACCGAGGCUACGCUUGGAGGUCCCGUGGGCGGUGCUCCUCUUCUGCAACCCAUGAAAACCGGUGGGGUGAUGGCUCGUCGCCGAUGA
Penicillium cataractarum is the source of this 1920-nucleotide messenger RNA. RefSeq names its product KilA-N domain-containing protein. Gene Ontology annotation, molecular function: sequence-specific DNA binding; DNA-binding transcription factor activity. Gene Ontology annotation, cellular component: nucleus. Gene Ontology annotation, biological process: positive regulation of transcription by RNA polymerase II. The record is from RefSeq and is a predicted model, not a curated record. Lineage: Eukaryota; Fungi; Ascomycota; Eurotiomycetes; Eurotiales; Aspergillaceae. Bases 1 to 1920 code for a protein of 639 amino acids. The transcript has 4 exons.